Molecule: messenger RNA, 1520 nt
Organism: Lycium ferocissimum
Lineage: Eukaryota; Viridiplantae; Streptophyta; Magnoliopsida; Solanales; Solanaceae
Product: branched-chain-amino-acid aminotransferase 2, chloroplastic-like
Exons: 10
Coding region: 259-1395 (378 amino acids)
Biological process (GO): branched-chain amino acid metabolic process
Molecular function (GO): branched-chain-amino-acid:2-oxoglutarate transaminase activity
Source: RefSeq, a predicted model, not a curated record
UUGUUUAGGCAGCCAAAGAAACGUUAUGACAUGUUUUAAGAUGAUAAGUUUAAUUUCACAUGUCUUACAGAAAAAUUAAAAUACACGUGAUGUCCUAGUAUCCUUAAACGUCAAGUUCCCUUCCUUCAAAUUUUUCCCAUUUUUGGCCUUAUAUCUUUUCUCCAUUCUUUAUAUAGACUUGCUUUCUUUGUUCAAAGUCACAUCUUUCCUACAGCUACUCUUCCAUUGACAUCCUUCUUCUAUUUUUCUUCUGCAAACAUGAUUCAAAGAGCUACUUUUUUUCGCAGAUUAAUUGAAUCUUCUUCUCUAUCAUCAAAGGUUGGAGCUAUGUACUCUACAGCUCAGGCUGCAACUCUUUUACAACCCAUUGUUCAAAGUGAUGAUGACGAGUCCAUUGACAUUGAUUGGGAGAAUCUUGGGUUCCAUUUAAUGCCAACUGAUUAUAUGUACCUAACAAAAAGUUGUGAAGAUGGUCAUUUCAAACAAGGCCAGCUUAAUCCUUAUGGUAAUAUCCAAUUGAGCCCCUCUGCUGGAGUCUUAAACUAUGGACAGGGUCUUUUUGAAGGGACAAAAGCUUAUAGAAGAGAUGAUGGAGGUUUGUUUCUGUUUCGUCCUCACCAAAAUGCAAUGAGAAUGCAGAUUGGUGCUGAACGAAUGUGCAUGCCUUGUCCUUCCAUUGAUCAAUUUGUGGAUGCUGUGAAGCAAACUGCUCUGGCUAACAAGCGUUUUAUUCCUCCUCCAGGAAAAGGUUCUCUUUAUAUAAGGCCACUGCUUAUAGGCAGUGGACCAAUUCUUGGUUUGGCUCCAGCACCAGAGUACACCUUCCUUGUCUAUGCUUGUCCUGUUGGAAAUUAUUUCAAGCAAGGGAUAGCGCCAUUGAACUUGUAUGUUGAGGAAGACCUUCAUCGUGCCUCGCGUGGUGGAGUUGGAGGUGUCAAAAGCAUUACUAAUUAUGCCCCGGUUUUGAGAGCCAUAAAAAAUGCAAAAGAGAGAGGAUUCUCAGAUGUAUUAUACCUUGACUCAGUAAAUAAGAAGUACAUUGAAGAGGUCUCUUCAUGUAACAUUUUCCUUGUGAAGGGAAAAAUCAUUUCAACUCCAGCAACAAGUGGAACUAUUCUUCAAGGAGUGACAAGAAAAAGCAUUAUGGACAUUGCACAUGAUCUUGGUUAUCAGGUUGAAGAACGUUUAAUUGAAGUGGAUGAAUUGAAUAAUGCUGAUGAAGUUUUUUGUACGGGAACUGCAGUUGGCAUUGCUCCCGUAGGUAGCAUUACUUACAAAGGCAAAAGGAUUGAAUACAAGGAAGAGCUAACAAGUAAGCUAUUGUACUCAAGAUUAAUUGGGAUUCAAAGAGGUAUUAUUGAGGACAAGAGGGACUGGAUUGUGGAGAUUGAUUGAGCUUCUUUGGCUUAAGGUUUUUUUUUUUUUUCAAGUAAAAUAUAGUUUGGAAUGUACUAAAGAUUAGUUAAGUAUGAAUUAAUAUAUACCACUUACCGCCUUAAAAUAAAAAAUUACUUAGCGGA